This is a messenger RNA of Lycium ferocissimum, 784 nucleotides long. RefSeq lists its product as uncharacterized. The record is from RefSeq and is a predicted model, not a curated record. Bases 29 to 784 code for a protein of 251 amino acids. Gene Ontology annotation, molecular function: calcium ion binding. NCBI's taxonomy places the organism in Eukaryota, Viridiplantae, Streptophyta, Magnoliopsida, Solanales, Solanaceae. The transcript is spliced from 3 exons.
CGUACUUGUCAUAAUUCAAUCAGAAUUAAUGGCAUUGAAGAAUAUUUAUAGAAGAAGUGUUGCAAGUGAUGGGAAACUUGAAAUGAGUUUGCAAGAAUUCAAGAAAUGGCUAAAGAGAUUUGAUACAAACAAUGAUGGGAAAAUAAGCAAAGAACUUCAAGAAGCUGUAAGGGCAAAUGGUGGUGGUUGGUUCAGUAGGCUAAAGGGCAGUCGUGGCAUAAAAGUUGCAGAUGCUAAUGGUGAUGGAUAUAUUGAUGAGAAUGAAUUUAACAACCUUGUUGAAUUUGCACAGAGAAAUUUAGGUGUGAGAAUUGUAUCAUAUGUUAAAAUAAAAAAGCAACCUCUGUAUCCACAUUUUUCUCUCUCCUCCCUCCUUCUCCCUCCCUUCUGCUCUCAAUAUCGCUGUCGGAGCUCUGGCGAACGAGCUCCGGUCACUGCUCCCUCAUCGUCACCACUGCUUCCUGCGAAAGCCAGACGGAACAUUGUAGGGAUAUUUCUUGUACCUGGAAUACUUAUAGAAGAAGAAUUGCAAGUGAUGGGAAACUUGAAAUUAGUUUGCAAGAAUAAGCAAAUUGAUACAAACAAUGAUGGGAAAAUAAGCAAAAAAGAAUUUCAAGAGGCUGUAAGGGCAAAUGGUGGUUGUAAAGUUCAAAGGCUAAAGGGCAGACGUGGCAUAAAAGCUGCAGAUACUAAUGGUGAUGGAUAUAUUGACGAGAAUGAAUUUAACAAUCUUGUUGAAUUUGCUCAGAGGAAUUUAGGUGUGAGAAUCGUAUCAAACUAUUAA